Molecule: messenger RNA, 2256 nt
Organism: Macrosiphum euphorbiae (potato aphid)
Lineage: Eukaryota; Metazoa; Arthropoda; Insecta; Hemiptera; Aphididae
Source: the annotation of a GenBank genome assembly
AUGACAAUUAGUGAGACAGUAUUUGGAUUUGGAUAUACCAUUGGAGCGUUUUUAAUGACGCAAUUAAGAAUAAAAUUGAUUGAUGCAGCAUAUACUACUCAAGAUCCUAAUGCACUUAAAGCAUCUUAUACAACAAUGGCAUUUGUAUCAGAUGGAUGUUCUGAAUACCUGAAAAAGAAUUAUCUUAAACAAUUUGUAACAGCUAUUAAAAUGGGAUUAAAUAGUUCAAAUGAAACGGUUAAAUCUGCAGCUAUGUAUGCUUUAGGAGAAGUUUCUCAAUAUGUUCAACCUCAAGUUAGUACGUAUGCUGCAGAAAUACUACCAGAAUUAAUGAAAAUGUUUAAAGAAAAGUUAAUUGUUGAAUAUACUAAGCCAGAAUGUAGUUCUGAAGUGCGUAUGAUUUUUUAUGCACUUGAUAAAUUUAUUGAUAGUAUGGAAGGUGGAAUUGAUGAAUAUUUACCAGAAAUGAUUGGUAUUGUAAUGGAUAUUAUAAGAAACGAAGAGUGUUGUGUUGAACUUAAAGACAAAGCAAUUACUAUCAUGUGUAGCAUUGUUAAGUCUGGAGGUGAUGCUACGGCCCCUUACUUUAUCCCAGUCAUGGAAAUUCUUGAUGCUUAUUUAAAACCUGGAAUUGAUGAAAAACUUGAAACUUUACAGAUAAUGGUCAUUCAAUUACUAUCUGAAUUUGCGGUAGCUCUUGAUCCUAAAGUAUUUGAACCUUAUUUGGAUAUGAGUUUAAAAUGUGGUUUGGCUCUAUUGCAAGAAGCAAAGGAGGAUCAACCUGAGGUCCGUGCAGUAUGUUAUGGACUUUUUAGUUCUAUAGCUAGAGUAUCUAUUAAUCAUUUGAUACCAUAUAUGGAUCUUGUAAUGCAACAUGUUUUGAAAAGUUUGGACAAUAGCUUAAUUGCUGAUAAUAGUUUUAAUCUGGAGAAAAAAAAAUUUAAUGCUUAUGGUAGCGAUGAGGAUGAUGAAGAUGAUAAAGAUGAAUCUUUAACAACUGAAGAUGACGGAAGCAAUGAUUCUGAUAGUGAUGAUUUUGUCUAUGUUGAUGCACACGUAAUGGAAGAAAAAGAUAAUGCUUGUCAAACAAUUUCUCAAAUUGCUCAAAGCACUGGAGAUCAAUUUCUACCCUAUUUAAAUAAUAGCUUUGACGUAGUAUCAAAGUUAUUGCAAGAAGAUGAUGAAGACACUAUUGAUUCUGUACUUGAAUUAUAUGGACAAAUUUGUAUAUAUUUUUCAAAGUUACCUAAUAAUUGUGGCCAAGAGUCCUUAGAAAAAGCUUUGGAAAGUUAUUUGAAAUACGGAGAGAAAAAAAUACAAGAAGAUGGAUUUCCGGCUUUAGACUCAAUAUUCCUAGACGUAUUAGCUGAUAUGUUGAAAGAAAUUAAAACUAAGAUGAUUAAGUAUGCUGAACCAAUUAUGGUACUCGCUAAAUCUAUAUUAGAAUUAAAAAUUGGUGAUGGAAAUAACCCCGGCGAGUUGGAUGAGCUAGAUAGUGAAAACGAUACAUUACCUAUAGAAUAUGCAGGCAAUGUUGUCUCGAAUUUAAGUUAUGUUCUUCCACCACAAGUUUUUACAGAAUAUUUUAUUUCGUUGGUGCCAUUGUUAAAAAAAUUAAUGUCAAAAGAUUCAUCUGAUUUAUUACGAGCUGCGGGAUUAGCUAUAACUGGGGAAUCUGCAAAAGGCUUAGGAGAAAAUGCUAGUGGUUUGUGUGAAGUUAUGUUUUCACUAGUAUUUCCACUCGUUGAAGAUGAAGACGAUACUGUGAGGAAUAAUGCUGUAUUUGCAUUAGGAGAAAUUGCAUUUUAUGGCAAAGAAUCUGUAUACAAGUAUUAUCCAAUAAUAUUAAAUACAUUUUCUCAAGUGGUUACUAAAGAACAACGAUCAAAAGUAUUAGACAAUGUUUAUGGAGCAUUAGCACGUAUGAUAAUUACUAACAUUGAAGGAAUUCCUCUCGACCACGUGGUACCUGUUAUGAUCAACUACCUUCCAUUACAUGAAGACUUUGUUGAAAACUUAACCGUGUUCAAAUGUUUGGUAUAUUUAUAUGAAGUUGGCAAUCAGUAUAUGGUUUCCAUGUUAGAACCAGUGAUUAAAGCGUCACUGGCUACAUUAAAUGAUAAAAGAAAAUAUAACGAAGAUGAUGUGAAAGAAGAGAUUAUUAAACUUUUGCGCAUGUACAAGAGAGACUUUCCAGAAAAAUGCUUGUCAUUGACACUUCCUGAAGAUUUAUCCAAAUUAUUUAAUGAAACAUAA